Molecule: messenger RNA, 3592 nt
Organism: Thamnophis elegans (Western terrestrial garter snake)
Lineage: Eukaryota; Metazoa; Chordata; Lepidosauria; Squamata; Natricidae
Gene: PI4K2B
Product: phosphatidylinositol 4-kinase type 2 beta
Exons: 10
Coding region: 100-1551 (483 amino acids)
Biological process (GO): Golgi organization; endosome organization; phosphatidylinositol phosphate biosynthetic process
Cellular component (GO): trans-Golgi network; endosome; lysosomal membrane
Molecular function (GO): 1-phosphatidylinositol 4-kinase activity
Source: RefSeq, a predicted model, not a curated record
GAGACUCUCCCUCCCCGCCUCUCCCGAGCCCGGGGCGCAUGCGCCCUCAGCCGUUCCGACGCUCGAGCCCGAGAGUGGCCGUUGCCUCCGCGAGCCCUCAUGGCGGAAGCCGGCUCGGUACUUUCCCCGGAGGCGGAGGCAGAGGAAGAGGCCGACGAGGAGCUCCUGCAGCUGGAGACGGAACCGCCGGCCGUGGCGGUUUCCGGCCGGGCGGCGCCGACCGCUCCCGGCGGAGCCGUUCGCCUCCUCGCCGCUCGGAAACCGUUCGAGGCGGCCUGUGAGGAGGACGAGGAGGAAGGCGACGGCGAGGAGUGUGAGCCGCUCCUGGGCGCGGCGUCGGGCCGGGGCCGGAGGGCCCGUGAGGGGACAGGAAAUGUCGCAAGCAUCGCCGAGAUGGAUUUCUUUGUGGAUGAUCCCGAAUUUGCUGAAGUCAUGCAGCAAGCGGAACAAGCCAUCGAAAGCGAAGUCUUCCCGGAGAGAAUCUCCCAAGGUUCCAGCGGAAGCUACUUUGUCAAAGACUCUAAGAGAAAAAGUAUUGGCGUGUUUAAACCCAAAUCUGAAGAGCCUUACGGUCAUCUCAAUCCGAAAUGGACCAAAUAUUUCCACAAGAUCUGCUGCCCUUGCUGCUUUGGCAGAGGCUGCCUUGUUCCUAAUCAGGGAUACCUCUCAGAAGCUGGCGCCUACCUUGUGGACAGCAAACUAGGAUUGGGAGUGGUACCCAAAACGAAGGUUGUCUGGUUUGUAAGCGAGACGUUCAACUACAGUGCAAUAGAUCGUGCCAAGUCGAGAGGCAAGAAAUACGCUUUGGAAAAAGUGCCAAAAGUUGGCAAAAAGUUUCACCGCAUUGGACUACCUCCUAAGGUCGGCUCCUUUCAGCUUUUCGUGGAAGGUUACAAGGAGGCUGACUAUUGGCUCAGGAAAUUUGAAACCGACCCCUUGCCUGAGAACACAAGGAAGCAGUUUCAGUCCCAGUUUGAGAAACUGGUCGUGCUUGAUUAUGUUAUCAGAAAUACUGAUAGAGGCAACGAUAAUUGGUUGGUGAAGUAUGAAAAACAGAGCGACGGGACGGAUCUUUCUGACAAGGAGAUCCAAUGGAUUAAUGAAAAGGAGCCUAUUAUUCAAAUUGCAGCAAUUGAUAAUGGCCUUGCUUUUCCUUUCAAGCAUCCGGAUGAGUGGAGAGCAUAUCCAUUCCACUGGGCUUGGCUUCCCCAGGCAAAGGUCCCCUUUUCUCAAGAGACCAUAGAUUUGAUACUUCCUCGUAUUUCUGACAUGAAUUUUGUACAGGACCUCUGUGAAGAUCUUUAUGAGCUUUUCAAGACUGACAAAGGGUUUGACAAAGCCACCUUUGAGAACCAAAUGUCUGUGAUGAGAGGACAGAUACUUAACCUUACUCAGGCCUUAAAGGAUGGCAGAAGCCCUCUUCAGCUGGUCCAGAUGCCUCGGGUGAUCGUGGAGAGAAGCCACAGUGGGACACAAGGAAGGAUCGUUCACUUGAGCAAUGCAUUUACUCAGACUUUCCACAGCCGGAAGCCUUUUUUCUCCUCCUGGUAAAAGACAAGUUGAAAGCCCUUUGGUUUAGCAAGAUGUUCUACUAUGUAAAGAUUCCUGAAUAUAUUUUUUUUCCUCUGCCCUUCCCUCCCUCUGCUGGACUGCCAAAACCUCAGAAGUUUUAUAUAUUGAAUGUACUCCGUUUACAGUUUAUUUAAAAUUGUGAAAUUUUACAUCAGGGAAACGAGGAGCUUGUCCUAAACUGUAUUUUUUUAAUAGACGGUUCGAUGUUUUUUUUUUCUUUAUUUAGUUUUGAAAAAGGGGUGGGGGGAAUAAAAGUUUACAGAUGCCAAAGACUACUUUUGAAUUAACGGGGCGGGGAGGGGGGGGGGGAGAGAGAUUCUGUUGCCUACAAUAUCAGAAAUUAUAAUCUUAAUUUUUAAUAGAUCGGAUUGAAAGGCCCGGCCUUUUAUUCCACUACCUAGUUGUCUCCCCGUCAUCUUAAUCUAAUCCACAGGACCAAUCCCACCCCAUCUGCAUUUUGGACUUGAAGGUGGGUUAAAUAAAUGCAUGUUGGUAGAGAGGAAACCAUAAUUAUGUCAUAGUUCUCACACCUUCUUUGCCUUGAAAGGCAGGCAGUUCUAAGUGCAAUUUAGCAUAUGCUCCACUGCGCAUUGUUUCAUUUGGGAAAGGAAUGGAGUACUUGGUCGAUGCUUCUUCACCACGGUUUCAUGCCUAAUUUAUUGCACAGCCUCUGCAUUUUUAGCUACAAGCUCCAUCUGUACUAAAAAUAAUAAUAGUUGGCUAUUGCUAUUUAAAAAUCUGUGGUUUUUUUUCCCUUUGGGGGAAUACCACGGUUUUAGGAACAAUGUUCCCGGAUUUUCACGCCUCCUCAGUUUUUUUGUUUUGUUUUCUGUGUUAAAAAAAAAAUUGAGCCAAUUACAGGUGACUUUGUCGAUGUUUAAAGAAUAUCCUUUCAAAAGACACCUUUAACACUGUUUUACUUAGUAUCAAGAAGUGACACAUUCCAAGAAUUGAUUUUUUUUUCUGGACCAAGAACCGGAUGAGGGAAAAUGCUACAAAGAAAAUAAAUAAAAGGAAUAUACCGUAGUUAUUUAUUUUAUUUUUCUCAGAUUAUACAUAUCGAUAAAUGCAUGCUUUCCGUCUUGCGAUUCUUUUUGUCAGGAUGAUGAAUUGGGGGAAAAUACACGUAUUUUGUUAGAAUAUUUCUGCUGCAAUUUUUGUCAGGAGCAAUGGGGUUUUUUUUUUUUUCUUUAAUUUUUUUUUUUACCAAAGCCAGUUAAAUGGACUAACUUGAAACCAAAGUUCACUGGUAGAUAAGUUGCCUCUUCCUAACACCACUACUAGCUUGGUCUCGGAGGAGAUCGAAACCUUUGCAAAUCAGAAAAACCAUUUUUGAUCAUUUGGUUGCCAGGCGAUUCCUCAACAGCUCUAAACUUUGCACUUGGCUUUUAGCUGAUCGCUUGCGAGAAGGAUGAUCGGAGUAACUUUACACUUACCAAGGAUUUAGCAAACACUUGUUUGAAACUUCAGGGUUCGAAGCUCAAAACGGCUGUGUCAAAAACGGGGGCUUUUGGGGGGGGUUAACGUUGUGCCUAGCUUUCUCUGAAAUGCUGUAUCUUUACCUGCAGAGCAAUACCUCCAUUUUCUCGCAUUGCUGUUCCUUUUAAUCUUUGUUAAACCAAUGUAACCUGUUGGGAUAAUUUACUUGAUACUUUCAAACGCGUAAGCCUUAAUGUUGAAAAUUUACUGUAUUGCGGGUUUAUCCAUUUAUUCUGACUUCAGUCUUUAUCCGUUCCUGCAAACUAUUUAAAAAGAAAGGAUGGGGCUUUGCUUUCUCAAAAACAAUAAAGGCCACACAGUCUCUGCUGCUGCAGAUCUGCCACAAUUGUCCGGUUACAUUUAAUUUAUUUUAGGAGAGAAACAUCUGGAAGAGGGAGCCUUCCCUUCUUAAGGUGAGGUUCAUUUUACCCAUGUGUAGUAUUGGUCCUGCUGCUAUCGUCCACAUUCGGUAUAACAACAAGACCACACUUUUAGCCAGCCUGAUUGUUUUAUCAUUAAAGCGAAUUGUUUCAAUUAAAAA